This is a messenger RNA of Pterocles gutturalis (yellow-throated sandgrouse), 1844 nucleotides long. RefSeq names its product nuclear receptor-binding protein-like. Gene Ontology annotation, molecular function: ATP binding; protein kinase activity. The transcript is spliced from 18 exons. Gene Ontology annotation, biological process: endoplasmic reticulum to Golgi vesicle-mediated transport; protein phosphorylation; intracellular signal transduction. NCBI's taxonomy places the organism in Eukaryota, Metazoa, Chordata, Aves, Pterocliformes, Pteroclidae. The annotation marks the transcript as partial. The record is from RefSeq and is a predicted model, not a curated record. Gene Ontology annotation, cellular component: cytoplasm; endomembrane system.
ACAGCUUACGUCUUCAUCUCUGUUACCCAUUCAAUGGAGGGAAUGAUGCGCGUCUCCCUGGGGGACAGCAAGAGCAGAGCUUUUUCUGGUCAAAGCGACUUCAGCCAGAACUGCCACAAACUCGCGGCUUUCCCGCGGAGCAGCUGCUGUUCCUGCAAAAUGGCGCGGUGUCCUGGCUCCAGGCUGUGCUGUGCCCAGUGCGGAGCGGCCGCAGGGGCUGGCACAGAGCAGUCGGGAGGCGACAGGGAGGCUGCCCGUAGUUUCGACUGGUCUGGUUUCGACUUGCUCCUCGGGAUGGCAUCUCCUGAGCGGCUGCAUGUGAAGUUACAACAAAGUGGAAUCCUCAACGCCCAUGCAGGCAUGUUCUGGCGCUCGUCCUGCACCUUCCCGACCCUCGGGCCAGGCGUUGCCCCCGCGCAGCUCAGUGACGAACGGGUGAACCAGCGCAAUGUCCCGGGAAUCGACAGUGCCUACCUGGCCAUGGACACGGAGGAGGGCGUGGAGGUCGUGUGGAACGAGGUUCAGUUUUCGGAGCGGAAGAACUUUAAGCUUCAGGAAGAAAAAGUUAAAGCGGUGUUUGACAACUUAAUUCAGCUGGAACAUCUGAACAUUGUGAAGUUUCACAAAUACUGGGCUGAUGUGAAGGAGAAUAAGGCCAGGGUGAUCUUCAUCACUGAAUACAUGUCUUCAGGGAGCUUGAAACAGUUCCUGAAGAAGACAAAGAAAAACCACAAAACUAUGAAUGAAAAGGCCUGGAAGCGAUGGUGUACACAGAUCCUCUCUGCUCUCAGCUACCUCCACUCCUGUGAUCCCCCAAUCAUCCACGGCAACCUGACCUGCGACACCAUCUUCAUCCAGCACAACGGACUGAUCAAGAUUGGGUCAGUGGCACCGGACACAAUUAACAACCACGUGAAGACCUGUCGCGAGGAGCAGAAGAACCUGCACUUCUUUGCCCCAGAAUACGGAGAGGUUGCCAACGUCACCACCGCUGUGGACAUUUACUCCUUUGGGAUGUGUGCACUGGAGAUGGCGGUGCUGGAAAUACAGGGUAACGGAGAGUCGUCGUAUGUGCCGCAGGAGGCCAUUAAUAGUGCCAUCCAGCUGCUGGAGGACCCCCUGCAAAGGGAGUUCAUUCAGAAGUGUCUGGAGCAGGCCCCCAGCAAGCGCCCCACUGCCCGGGAGCUCCUUUUCCACCAGGCGUUGUUUGAGGUGCCGUCGCUAAAGCUCCUGGCUGCUCACUGUAUCGUUGGGCAUCAGCAUAUGAUUCCUGAAAAUGCUCUAGAAGAAAUGACCAAAAACCUUGACAUGAGCGCGGUGUUGGCAGAGAUUAUUCACAUGGACAGGGAAGGAGUCAAGAUGAUCUUCUCACAAUCUCCAGCGUUGGAGCUGGACAAGUUCCUGGAGGAUGUAAGGAAUGGUAUCUACCCGCUCACAGCUUUUGGGAUGCCGCGCCCCCAGCAGCCCCAGCAGGUAGUGGUGAAAUCUCCCAUCGCUCCGCCAUCAGUGAAAACCCCGACUCCCGAGCCCGCUGAGGUGGAGACCCGCAAGGUGGUGUUGAUGCAGUGCAACAUCGAGUCUGUCGAGGAGGGCGUGAAGCAUCACUUAACCCUGCUGCUGAAACUGGAAGACAAGUUGAAUCGACACUUGAGCUGUGACCUGCAGCCCAAUGACAACAUCCAGGAGCUGGCAGCUGAACUGGUCCAGCUGGGAUUCAUCAGUGAGGCCGACCAGAGCCGACUCACCUGUUUACUUGAAGAGGCGUUCAGCAAGUUCUACUACACCCGCAACGGCGCCCUGACGGCAGUGACGGUGUCAUCUUAGCCCCUCGGCUCCGGGCGGCC